Messenger RNA from Vicia faba (fava bean), 396 nucleotides. The record is from the annotation of a GenBank genome assembly. NCBI's taxonomy places the organism in Eukaryota, Viridiplantae, Streptophyta, Magnoliopsida, Fabales, Fabaceae.
AUGGGUAUAGGAGGGGAUGAUAUUGUUAACAUGUUGCUCAAGGAGCUCUUGUUUCCUGUUUCCCUUGUGACUCUAGAAGUCACUCAUCUCUCUCAAAUGAAUUCCUUAGAAGGAAAUAUACUUGGACACCUCUCUUCUCUAGAAAGCCUUUACUUUAAUCAUUGUCCAGGGCUCGUCUCAUUGCCACAAACAACCUUUCCCUCCUCGCUGAAAUCACUUCUUUUUUGCGACUGUCCAAGACUAGAGUCAUUGCCAGAAGACAACCUCCCUACCUCUUUACAGCGACUGUACAUUACAGAUUGUCCAUUGUUAGAAGAAAGGUAUAAAAGGAAGGAACAUUGGUCCAAAAUUGCUCACAUCCCAGUCAUAGAAAUAAAUCACCAACUCACAAUAUGA